AUGCCACCACCACCCCCACCGCCCCGCCCCCUCCCCCCCUACACGCCCUUCCGCCACCUCGCCGCCUCCACACGCGCCCACGCGCACCCAACCGUCUACGACUCGGCCGUCGGCUACGGAGCGCCGCGCGUCUACUGGAGCGCUGCCGCCGCCACGUCCACCACUUCCUCCACCACCACCGCCUCCGCCACCGCCACCACCCCCACCCCCGACCACCACCUGCUGGCCAAAGACCCCUUCUACCGCAGCAGCAACUACCGGCUCGACGCCGUGUUCGAGUACGAGAGCCUGAUUGGGGGGUUCUUGCGGUUCGCGUGCGGGGAGGAGAAGAAUAGUGCGGUGGCGGCCGCGAGCGCCGGGGAUGACGAUGACGAUGACGACGGUGAGGGAGCGACGGAGAGGGUGUGGUUGAGGAGGGGGGAGGAGGUGGAGGCCGGGGAGGAGGGGAGGGAGCUGGUGAGAAGGUUGAGGGAGCUGUUUCGGUGGAUGGAGCAGGGGGUUUGUUUUCGGGGGUCGGUUGGCGGAACGCUGGAAGCGGAGGAGGUCAGGGGGAGGGUGUGGUUGCAUGGGGCGGUGAGGGGGUUGAAGGAUAAGAUGUGGGCUGGAAUGCCGCCCAUGUCCGUCCAGCGCUGGGAGAGGCGCGGGCUCAGUUUGUUGGAAUACGAGUACGAGGCGUUGGAGCUGCUGAGCAAGACGCUGGCCGUUUUCGAGUACCUGAACGACCCGUCGGUGCAGCAGGCCAUGCGGUUGGCGCAUAACCGCAUCACCGAGCACAUUGAACGCUUCGCCAAGGGGGUCAAUGAGAAGCGGCGCCGGACCGGACAGCCGACGGUACCGGUUCUGGAGCUCUGGGACGAGUAUACCAAGGCUUUCUUCGACGACGUCGCCGUUAGAGCACACGGUUGGAUGAUUGGCCGCAUCAAUGCCAUGAGGGAGGCCCAGAAGAAUGCCUUCGACAUUAUGAAGGCUCAGGAGCCCCAACUUGACGCUCAAAAUACCAAGAUCCUGGGCCGGCUGUCGAGACUCGUCGACCUCGAGCGCGACGUGGACUACAACUUCCGCAUUUCGCGCUAUGGCUUCACCAGAACCUCCUCCAACGCCUCAUCUGGACAGACCUCGAGUCCUUCGCCAGAAAAAUUCAAAGCGGAAAGGCUCAAGAUGCAUGAUGCGGCCGAGGCAGGUUUGGGCAUAUUUGCGGACGGAAUCACGAGCAUGAGGCAUGCCAUGGGCGUCGGCCCGUUCCCUUUCCAGAGCGAGUACUACAUGGUCCUCAACGACCAAGCGGAUGCAAACAAAGCAGUGAGAGGCAAGGACCUGAAGAAGCGGACAAGACUGUAUGGGCCGCCGUCUCAAGACCCGAAACCGGAACCAUGGGUGCAGCAACUGACAAAGCGGCUUCAAAAUCCUGAUGAUGAAAUAGAUGGGUUUGGAUUCGUCGUUUAUCGGUGGAAAGAGUAUGACGGCGUUGCUUGGGAGAAGCUGGAAGCAGCCGUCACGGGAGACCUGAUGAACUGGGGAGAGCAAAUGGCCGGCGCCGACAACAUCAAGCCCAAAGCGAAGCUGCAGUGGAUUGAGAUGGCCGGUCCCGACAUGGACAACUAUAGAACGCACUUCAAAUCCCUCCGCGAAAGCGGUCAGCUGAAGCCCGGGAUGCGCAGCGACGUCUUCCUGGUCAUCGACCCGCGCGCCGCCAACGCCUGGUUCCCGCGGCACCCCUCGGCCGAAAGCGCUCUUGCGUAUGCAGAGCGACAUCUGUUCCGAGGCCACGUUGGCAUCUCAACCAUGUCCAGCACGCGCAGCACGGCGCUGGGCGCGAUGCCGACCGACUUCGAGCCGUGGGUGCUGGCGGUAGACGCCGACUUCCCCCGGCCAACCGCUCUCUCCAGGCCGCCGCUGUAUCUCGGCUGGGUGCGGGUGCAGUCGUCGCUGGUGUUCGAGGAGCUGUACGGGCUGGCGGCGAGCGGGAUGCCGCAGCUGGAGGAGCUGUGGAAGAUGGCGGCGUCGCAUCCAUGCGCGGUGUGCACUGGGGUCGCCGUCACCGAGGUCGAGAUCAGGCGGUUCUGCGAGUGGACCGAGCUGCGCAACAAAACACUCAGCUGGGUGCUGCGCCGGCCGGACGCGCUGUUCUACGGCGGGAGAUAG
Diplodia corticola is the source of this 2142-nucleotide messenger RNA. RefSeq lists its product as uncharacterized. The transcript has 4 exons. The coding region runs from base 1 to 2142 and encodes 713 amino acids. The record is from RefSeq and is a predicted model, not a curated record. Lineage: Eukaryota; Fungi; Ascomycota; Dothideomycetes; Botryosphaeriales; Botryosphaeriaceae.